This is a messenger RNA of Symbiodinium natans, 624 nucleotides long. The record is from the annotation of a GenBank genome assembly. NCBI's taxonomy places the organism in Eukaryota, Dinophyceae, Suessiales, Symbiodiniaceae.
AUGCCUGAUCAGCGGGUCUCAAAAAUCACCGUCGACGGUACUGGCAGGCGUUCUCUGUUCCUGGACCUUGCGGACACGGAACAAGGCGGAGCAUCCGAGGAAAGCGUGCUGCUUGAAGGAAGUCUGGGAGGACUGGCCCCUCCACCAGUGCUAACUGCCAGGCUGCCGCUUGUGCCCCUUCACAGGCUCUGCUUGGUUCUCUCCGGCUGCCUCCUGCUUGCUGGGGUUGCGACUACAGGCCUCCCUUUGAAGCAGGCCAAUCCCUGGAACCUCCUCGGGCUCUUUCUGCCGAACCUGGGGCACGUCGAUCCCCACGGAGGGUGGAUUGCUGACACCUGGGAUCACUUCCAGCUGCCCCGAUGUGACUCGGGGCCCAUGCCCGGUGCCAAGCAGCGCAUCGCCUACUGGGUCAAUGAAUCGGUUUGGGUGCCGCGGCAGCCAGAAAAGAUCAUGAAGGGAAAGUUCUGGGUCUUUGGCAACGAAUCGGAUGGAGGUCACUGGGUGCCAGAACAUACCGAGCCGGCGGUUCCAGGCCACUUCAUCUCGAAGUCGGUCAUGCACCACAAAUGGGUGCCGCAAGCAGCACGAUACUUCGGGGUCGCAUACUCCACAUACCACGUCUAG